UGUCAUGUGUCCUUGCAUGCAGCAGACCAGCGGAAGAGCGGAACCCACAUCCCACACUACAGUCUACGUGUAGCCUAUUGAAAAUAACAGACCGACUGUGGGGUUUGUAACGGUCGAUGUAUCACGUUAAAUUUAAGGGGCAUGUUUACAGCACGCGGCACAUUUCGACCAUAGCGCGGAGAAAAGAUGCACGAGCUGGAUUGAUAAAGGAGCUGUCCAGCAUGAGGUGCUGAUAGGCGGCCUUCAGUGAACGAUGGCGACGGGGAAGUGGCUUUUGUACACGGGUCUCUUUCUGUCUCUCGUCGCCUUGUGCUUCCUGACGGUCGCGAUCUCAUCGGAUCACUGGUACGAGACGGACGCGAGGAGAUACAAGGAGCGUUGCCGCGCAUUCUCGAACCGCAGGAGCGAUCCGGGUUUCAUUUACAUCCCGAACCACAGCCUUCCGCUGCGCGCGAGCAGACCGAGCCUGGACCGAUGGGAAGACCGACUUCUGCUGUCCAGAAACCGGCGUCAGAUGUUCGCCAUGAGCGCAGCGGAUGAAUGCAGCAGAAGCUACAAUUCAACCAGUAUGGGUCUGUGGAACAAAUGCUACAGACUGGGGUACGACCCAGCCAUCGAAGAGCUCAUUCAAAAAGGAGCUAUCGAGCGUUGCACAUACAUUAGGUACUAUUACACCUCCGCAUCCACGCGUAAGGAUCUGUCCUACAAUAUAACCAAAACAAUCCAGCAAGAUGAUUGGCAUGCGUUGCAUUUGCGUCGGAUGACGGCUGGCUUCAUGGGCAUGGCUCUUUCCAUCAUUCUCUUUGGCUGGACCAUCGGCGUUUUGGGCUGUUGCUGGGAGCAAGGCCUCAUGCAUUAUGUCGCAGGUCUACUUUUCCUUAUGGGAGGUACCUUCUGCAUCAUUUCUCUUUGCACGUGCGUGGCUGGUAUCAACUUCGAACUAUCACGCUACCCACGUUACCUGUUCGGCCUUCCGGAUGACAUAAGCCACGGUUACGGCUGGUCCAUGUUCAGUGCCUGGGGAGGACUGGGGCUGACCCUCAUAGCUGGGUUCUUCUGCACCCUGGCACCGUCGAUUCAGCCUCCCCCGCCAUCUCGUACCUCCUGUCCCAAGUCUCGCAUGGAGAACGGAACAGUGUGCUGAAGCUAUGAAUGUUGUGAAACAUCGAUACAAGCAAACUGUUGUUAAUACACCUUGUGGGUACGAACAGCAUUGAGGAUGAUGAAAGACACGUUGGAAGGCGGUGAGCCAAGGUCGUUGGGCCUUUUUGCUCUUGGGACUCUAUUGAUGUUCGAAAACAAGAUUUCUGUAACGAAGGCACAUUUGUAUAGUUGUUUAAAAGCUUUCAUCCUCGCAUCACUCUAGUACGUCCUUGGUGAAGCAGUUCUUGGUGUUUGUCUGUGUAACUUGUUUGGGUUAAAAACACUUUCCAAAAGUCAUCUCACGUAAAUCUACCAUCAAUUUCAUGAUGUGUUGUUGUUGUUUUCAAUGUAUGAUUUCUUAAUUGGACAAUAAAACCUAAGAGACGA
This is a messenger RNA of Triplophysa rosa, 1530 nucleotides long. RefSeq names its product transmembrane protein 178Ba (gene tmem178ba). The record is from RefSeq and is a predicted model, not a curated record. The transcript has 4 exons. NCBI's taxonomy places the organism in Eukaryota, Metazoa, Chordata, Actinopteri, Cypriniformes, Nemacheilidae. The coding region runs from base 254 to 1144 and encodes 296 amino acids. Gene Ontology annotation, cellular component: membrane.